AUGGACAGACAUCUGACGUUCGGGGAUGAUGUUAGCCAGCUGAGGUGGCCGACGGUCGAGCGACGGCCUUGGGACUGCCAGUGGCUGCUGGAAGUCUGGCGUAGCAGGUGGGAGUACGGAAAGUGGAGACGGAGAAAUACGGACGGCGAAGACGGCAGUACGGACAGAGGAGACGAGGACAUUGCCCGUUUGGAUGGGGAACUGACCACACUGAAGAAAAACUGCUACUCACUGAGUGAACAGGUGGUCGGACUGGAGGGAGACGUGGCCACAUUGAAGGGAGACAACGCCACACUGAAGGGAGACAACACCACACUGCGUCAGGAGGUGGUCCAUCUACGUGAAGAGGUGGUCCGCCUGCGGCAGGCUGUCCUCGAGGAGCGCACCACUCGCCAGGUCGUCGUGGAGGAGCUGCGGCAGGAGGUCCGCCGGCGAGCGGCGCCAUCCGACCGUUCGCAGAGUGACGGCGAGGAGGUGGCUUCUCCGAAGGGGGACACUUGUGACAAGUGUGGCGCCAUCAGAAACUGUGACGUCAUCACCCAAGCUGAGGAGGAGGCGGGACUGGCGGGCGGCGACGUGCGAGAGGCUGCACUGCAAUGGGCUCCUGCCAUUUAUCUUCUGGACCACGAGUUGUUGAAGAUGGUGCUGAGCAAGAUGGACUGCUGGGAGAUGUUCCGCGCCAGGCGGGUCUGCCAACGGUGGCGGUCCGCCGUCGACGAUAUCGUCAGCGACUGUCGGCGGGAACUAACCGAUCAGAAAACCCGUAGUGGAGAGGUCCCGGCGCCGGCCACGAGCCUGGAGCUCGUAUUGAAGGUGCAGGACCAGCCGAAGAUGACCGAACUGCAGGCGCCGACCGCUGAGACGGACACCGACCUCCGACUGGUCGCAGCCACCUGCCACGCCCUGCAGAAGGUUAACCUGCGCGGCUUCAAGCUGAGGGUCUCUGCUCUGCGUCGGCUGGCGCGUGCCAACGCUUCCAGUCUGCGUGAGCUGACGCUGCCGGCCGGCAUCAGCGACUGGCAGCUGGAGGCGCUGCUGGAGCCGCUGAAGGCUCUGGAGCGGCUCGAUGUGAGCCCACCCGUGGACAGCUCCGGCAAGUGGCUGCGGCUGCUGCCCCAGUCGCUGAGGAGACUGGACAUUACUGGGUCGGGGAUGACGCGGACACCGCUGACCUUCGUCAGAUAUCCGUCGGAGGGACUGCUGGUCGGUGUACAGCUGGCAACGGACACACUCCUGGACCAGCUUGCUGCUCUGGCGACCCACACAGUCACAGGGCUAUUCAUUUAUGAGUCACCGUCUGUGACACCGGAAGCGACGGGACGCCUCCUGGCUGCCCUCACCAGCUUGAAGGACGUCACUUUUAUCGGAUCCGGCGUCAUUUCCGAAACUGUGCUGUCCGCCCUCCACGGCUGUUCCCAGCUGAAUACGCUGGAGUUCAAAGACACCCGGCGCCUCACGGACAUCCCUGCCCUGACCCAGUCAGAGGUGACAGCGGUCAGCAGGGUGGCAGUGACCUGCAGGAAACUGUACAGACUGUUCCUAACAUCCUCACUCGAAAACCGCCAGGCCGUCCUGACUGCCCUGCACGAGACAGACCUGGGAUGUGACGGUGGCCAGUCCCGGACCAUCGAUUUCAAUGUCCCCAAAAUGGAGACCGGACAGCUCCAAGAGGAGGUUAUCCAGAUGAAAGAACAGAUGGCACUAUUGAAGGAGGAACUGACACAUCGCCAUCAAGAGGACAUUGCCCGUUUGAAUGGGGAACUGACCCCUCCGAAGGAAAACUGUGACCACCUGAGUGAGCAGGUGGUCGGCUUGGAGGGAGAAGUAACCACACUGAAGGGAGACAACGCCACACUGAAGGGAGACAACGCCGCACUGCGUCAGGAGGUGGUCCAUCUACGUGAAGAAGUUUUCCGCCUGCGACAGGCUGUCCUCGAGGAGCGCACCACUCGCCAGGUCGUCGUGGAGGAGCUGCGGCAGGAGGUCCGCCGGCGAGCGGCGCUAUCCGACCGUCUACAGGGUGACGUCGAAGAGGUGAUGACGCUGAAGGACGGAACCGGCGACAAGUGUGACGUCAUCAGCACCUGUGACGUCAUCACCCAAGAUAAGGAGGAGGCGGGGCUGGCGGGCGGUGACGUGCGAGAGGCUGUACCGCGAUGGCCUUCUCUUAUUUAUCUCCUGGACCACGACGUGCUGAAGGUGGUGCUGAGCAAAAUGGACUGCUGGGAAAUGAUCCGCGCCAGGCGGGUCUGCCGUCGGUGGCGGUCCGCCGUCGACGAUAUCGUCGGCGACUGUCGGCGGGAGCUAACCGAUCAGCAAACCCGCGGUGGCAAGGUCCCGGCGCCGGCUACGGGCCUAGAGCUCGUAUUGAAGACACAGGACCAGCCAAAGAUGACCGAACUGCGGGCGCCGACCGCUGAGACGGACACCGACCUCCGACUGGUCGCGGACACCUGUCAUGCUCUAGAGAAGGCCAACCUCCGUGGCUUCAAGCUGAGAGUCUCUGCUCUGCGUCGGCUGGCGCGUGCCAACGCUUCCAGUCUGCGUGAGCUGACGCUGCCGGCCGGCAUCAGCGACUGGCAGCUGGAGGCGCUGCUGGAGCCGCUGAAGGCUCUGGAGAGGCUCGAUGUGAGCCCACCCGUGGACAGCUCCGGCAAGUGGCUGCGGCUGCUGCCCAAGUCGCUGAGGAGACUGGACAUUACUGGAUCGGGUAUGACCGAGGCACCAUUAAAGGUGCCGCGAUGGCCGACGUCUGAACUGGAUGUCAGUAUCCAGCAAGGCACGGCCACACUUCUGGACCAGGUGGCUGUUCUAGCGACCCGCACAGUCACGGGGCUGGCCAUAUGGGCGUCACCGUCCGUGACACCGGAAGCGACGGGACGCCUCCUGACUGUCCUCACCAGCUUGGAGGACGUCCCUCUUAAUGGAGCAAACGCCAUUUCCGAAACUACGCUAGCCGCCCUUCACUGCUGUUCCCAGCUGGAUACACUGGUGCUCUACGACACCCGGCCCCUCGCGGACAUCCCUGCCCUGACCCAGUCAGAGGUGGCAGCCGUCUGCAGGAUGGCACUGACCUGCCGAAAACUGAAGACCCUGGCAAUUAGUUCCUCCACUGAAAACUGCCAGGCUGUCCUAACCGCCCUGCACGAGACAGACCUGGGAUGUGACAGUGGCCAGUCCCGUACCAUCAAUCUCUGGGUCCCAAAGUCUGUAUACGACAAGCUUACUAAGCCUCCCAACGGUAGCCAAAUCACCGUGUACUCUCUAAAAGCCUGACUAAUCAGUGCCUCGACCGCUCCGGUGCCGGGCGGCAGUUUCGGAACUGGACAACAGGUGGCAGCACCAUGUCCCGUCGGCAGUGCUGUUUGAUUUAGGCACAGAUUGCUACGUUUGUUGACAAUGCUUUGAUAGACUAGACAGUGGGUAUAUUUAGUAUCUGAGAUUUAUCACGCUACUGGCCAAUGUCCAGCCGUCGGUAAACCGUUGUCACCGUGCCGGAGGUACCGCCAUGAUGACGUCACGUGUGUUCGUUACGUUCAUGUGAUAUCACCUGGUAGCCACUAAAACUCGAUUAGUGGUUGAAUUCAAGAGUUGAAUUAGUCUCUAAGGUCGCCGUGUUCUGGGCCUUUUGUUUUCUGUGCAUGUCAGGAGUCAGGACUGAGAUGUAAUACACUACCUUUGCCGAACUGGCCAACGCA
Molecule: messenger RNA, 3698 nt
Organism: Amphibalanus amphitrite
Lineage: Eukaryota; Metazoa; Arthropoda; Thecostraca; Balanomorpha; Balanidae
Exons: 17
Coding region: 1-3276 (1091 amino acids)
Biological process (GO): SCF-dependent proteasomal ubiquitin-dependent protein catabolic process
Cellular component (GO): SCF ubiquitin ligase complex
Molecular function (GO): protein binding
Source: RefSeq, a predicted model, not a curated record